Mugil cephalus (flathead mullet) is the source of this 1797-nucleotide messenger RNA. RefSeq names its product neuronal acetylcholine receptor subunit alpha-10-like. Gene Ontology annotation, cellular component: neuron projection; postsynaptic membrane; synapse. The record is from RefSeq and is a predicted model, not a curated record. The transcript has 6 exons. Gene Ontology annotation, biological process: monoatomic ion transmembrane transport; chemical synaptic transmission; signal transduction. NCBI's taxonomy places the organism in Eukaryota, Metazoa, Chordata, Actinopteri, Mugiliformes, Mugilidae. Bases 1 to 1488 code for a protein of 495 amino acids. Gene Ontology annotation, molecular function: acetylcholine-gated monoatomic cation-selective channel activity; transmembrane signaling receptor activity.
AUGAAGAUGAAGUUCUCCUGCAGCCGAUCCUUCCUCCUCCUCCUCCUCCUCCUCCUCCUUCUCCUCCUCCUCCUCCUCCUCACCUCCCUGCCAGUGUGCUCUGCAGCUCACGGCCGCUUCGCCCACAAACUUCUGAGCGACUUAUUUUCCAACUACAGCCGCGCUCUGCGUCCGGUGGAGGACACGGACCACGUCAUCAACGUCACGCUGCAGAUCACACUGUCACAGAUCAUCGACAUGGACGAGAGGAACCAGAUCCUGACCACGUACCUGUGGAUCCGUCAGGUGUGGAGGGACGCCUAUCUCACCUGGAGGAAGGAGGACUACGACGGCCUCGACACCAUCCGCAUCCCCAGCAGCUACGUCUGGAGGCCGGACAUCGUCCUCUACAACAGUGCCGAUGAUGAGUUCUCCAGCUCCAUGGAGACCAACGUGGUGCUCCGUCAUGACGGCCAGGUGACGUGGGACCAGCCGGCCUUCACUAAGAGCUCCUGCUCCGUGGACGUCGUCUUCUUCCCCUUCGACCUGCAGCAGUGUCAUCUCACCUUCGGCUCCUGGACUCACAACGGGAACCAGAUGGACUUGUCCAACGCCUUGGACAGCGCCGACCUGGCCGACUUCGUCCCCAACGUGGAGUGGGAGGUUCUGGGCAUGCCGGCCAAGAAGAACGUGAUCCUGUACGGCUGCUGCUCGGAGCCGUACCCCGACAUCACGUUCAGCCUCCACCUGAAGAGACGCGCCUCCUUCUACAUCUUCAACCUCCUCCUGCCCUGCAUGAUGAUCUCCUUCCUGGCUCCGCUGGGCUUCUACCUGCCGGCCGACUCCGGGGAGAAGGUUUCUCUGGGCGUCACCGUGCUGCUAGCGCUCACCGUCUUCCAGCUGCUGGUGGCUGAGAGCAUGCCGCCCUCUGAGAGCGUCCCACUGAUCGGGAAGUACUACAUCGCUACCAUGACGAUGGUCACAGCCUCCACAGCUCUCACCAUCUUCAUCAUGAACAUCCACCACUGUGGCCCAGAGGCUCCUCCCAUCCCAAUGUGGGCGGAGCUCCUCAUCCUCAAACAUCUCGCCAGGAUCUGCUUCGUCUACGAGGGAGAGAACUGCAUCAGAGGAGGAGCAGGAGGAGGAGGAGGAGGAGAAGAAAGAGGAGAAAACAAAAUAGAAGCAGGAGGAGGAAGUGAAGGAGGAAGAGGAGGAGGAGCAAACCAGGAGGUGAUAGUGACCGUCCAUCACUCGGAGGAGAGAGGAGGGGAAGGAGAAGAAGGAGGAGUAAGUGAAGGAGGAGGAGGAGGAGGUGUGGAGGAGGCGCAGUGCAUGCGUCUCCUCCAGGAGGUGGCGGUGGUGUCCUCCUCCUUCCAGGAGCAGAGGGCGUCUCAGCUCCGUGUGGGGGAGUGGAGGAGGGUGGCGAAGGUCAUGGACCGCUUCUUCAUGUGGCUCUUCUUCAUCAUGGUCUUCAUCAUGAGCCUCCUGAUCCUGGGCAAAGCCGUCUGACCGUCCAAUCACAUCCUCAGGGGGACAGACUCCGCCCAACACCUGGUUGCUAUGGUAACCCUCAUAUAAACACCCGAGCUCCUCUUCUUCCUCUAGCGUCACCCUCCUCCUGAUUGGUCCCCUCUCUCCCAGUCACAGGGCUCCACUCACUUCCUGUGUCACUGUUGCUAGGUUACACAGACACAUGUUUCAGCAUGAGGAUCCGUCUCCAUGGAAACACCUUGUAAACCUGUUGAAGUCAUUAUCAGCACAGCAAUAGAACAACACAGCAACCAGCAACACAGCAACACAACAACACAGCAACACAAC